AUGAUUUCAGUCGCCUCCAACGAGACACCCGCCUCCUCUUGGUCUAAGCAAAUCGCUCCCAAUAUCAUCUUGCCCACAUGCAACAGUGGUGCGAGCGUCUGCAUCGCGAUUGAAGUGGCACAGGGGAUUGCUGUAUCCUGGUGGAGAAGAGCAAUGAAAAGGUGCGACGAUGGCCGCGGCAUCUGCACCACACCUGGCUGGGCCUUUGGUAGCAGUAUUGCAUCAGUCUUGUUGAACGUCAAGUAUUUCAACAUUGCUGCCCUUGCGGCCAUCGUCAAAAAGGGUACAAUCAUCGAUGGAAUCCUCUUCCAACGCUCCACCAGCACAUACAUUCAACUAGGGCCAAGCCAUGAGGUCAAUAUCGACCUUAUGGUUGGAGUGAACACACUGACCUUCCUCAUUGCACAUAAUCUAUCCAACCGUCAGAGUCGGGCAGAUACAGAUGAGCCAUGGGAUUCAUACUCACACUCAACCGGAGUUUUUGUCCCAGCAACUCGGUAUAAAACCGAGGAAUAUUACCAGACGCAACUAGGCUAG
This is a messenger RNA of Cladophialophora psammophila CBS 110553, 537 nucleotides long. RefSeq lists its product as uncharacterized. Lineage: Eukaryota; Fungi; Ascomycota; Eurotiomycetes; Chaetothyriales; Herpotrichiellaceae. The transcript has a single exon. The record is from RefSeq and is a predicted model, not a curated record. Bases 1 to 537 code for a protein of 178 amino acids.